UCGACACAUUUCGCAAAAUAAUUGACACAGCCUACGGGGCCGAUUACAGUAUGGCUGACAACAUGAGACAGAUUACCAAAAAACCGACCGAAGCGCAAAAGAAACUUUUACGAGAGUCGCAGGCUAAAGUUGACGAAGUCGUUGGUAUCAUGAAAGUGAACGUUGAAAAAGUGAUAGAAAGAGAUCGGCAAAUAUCAGAAUUAGAUGUUCGUUCGAGUGUAUUACAACACGGUGCUUCUCAAUUUCAGCAUACCGCUACAGAAGUCAAAAGGAAAAUGUGGUGGAAAAAUGUAAGGAUAAUGAUUAUUUUGGGCAUUGUGAUAGCAGUGCUUCUGCUUCUCAUUCUCGGCUCAUUUUAUCCGAGCAAUAGUUAA
Cinara cedri is the source of this 374-nucleotide messenger RNA. The record is from the annotation of a GenBank genome assembly. NCBI's taxonomy places the organism in Eukaryota, Metazoa, Arthropoda, Insecta, Hemiptera, Aphididae.